CACUUCCUCGCCCUCUCUGUUUCUUUCCCGUCCGUCACACUCAUCUCAACACGACGCGCAUAUACCAACACGAAGAUGAGUAGCGUUAGUCUAAAAGGCCUUGGGGUGCUUCUUCUUCUUGUCUUUCUUGUUUUGUGCUCCACUUUUGAUGUGUGUGAUGGGAGGAGAGGCAAGCAUUGGAGGCAAAAGAAAGCUCCAGCUUCCUCCUUGGCACAGAAGAAAGGAAAGGGCAAGAUCGGCGGAAGUCACCACAAUGGUGGCGGAGGCCAGUCGAGUCCGAAACCAAGCCCAAAACUCGGUCCAGGCGAAGGAUGUCCAGUUGCGACGCAAGCAGUGAUGUUUAAUGUGCUUGAUUUUGGAGCAAAGGGUGAUGGAGUCAGUGAUGACACUAAGGCAUUUGAGGCUGCAUGGGCUGCUGCUUGUAAAGUGGAGGCUUCUACCAUGGUGGUCCCAGCAGAAUUUCAAUUCCUGGUUGGGCCAAUCUCAUUCUCAGGACCUUUCUGCCAACCCAAUAUUGUGUUUCAGUUGGAUGGGACGAUCAUUGCUCCUACAAGCUCCACAGCUUGGGGUUCAGGCCUGCUGCAGUGGCUUGAGUUUACCAAGCUCAGAGGAAUAACCAUCCAAGGCAGCGGCACAAUAGAAGGGCGAGGCAGCAUCUGGUGGACAGGCUCCGAAUCUGAUGUCGAUCCCAUUAAUGCUAGGCUCAGUGCAAAAAUGCCACAGAUCAAACCAACAGCUCUGAGGUUUUAUGGAAGUUACAAUGUAACAGUCACGGGCAUAACGAUACAGAAUAGCCCACAGUGCCACCUUAAAUUUGAUUACUGUGAAGCAGUUCAAGUCUUCAACAUGACCAUCUCUUCCCCUGGCGACAGCCCCAACACAGACGGAAUACAUCUCCAGAAUUCCAUAGAUGUAUCCAUCCAUCACACCGACUUGGGUUGUGGUGAUGACUGCAUCUCCAUCCAAACAGGAUGCUCAAAUGUAUACAUACACAAUGUGAACUGUGGACCAGGCCAUGGGAUUAGCAUAGGCGGACUUGGGAAGGACAACACCAAAGCAUGCGUCUCCAAUAUAACAGUAAGGGAUGUCAACAUGCAUAACACGAUGACUGGUGUCCGAAUCAAGACCUGGCAGGGCGGCUCAGGCUCUGUUCAAAGCAUAAGAUUCGCAAACAUUAAAGUCUCAGAGGUUCAAACACCUAUAAUUAUCGACCAAUUUUAUUGUGACAGAAGGUCUUGCAAGAACCAGACAGCAGCAGUGGCACUGUCAAGCAUUGCAUAUGAGAACAUCAAAGGGACAUUCACGGUGAAACCAGUCCAUUUUGCAUGCAGUGACAGCAUGCCUUGUUCAGACAUUAGCCUAACUGAGGUAGAGCUCGAACCACUGCAAGAACAGUACCACAUGUAUGAACCUUUCUGCUGGCAGGUGUACGGGGAACUGUACACCCCGACGGUUCCUCCAAUUUUUUGCCUGCAAACUGGGAAACCAACAAGCAACCGGAUCCAGUCUGAUCAUGACUCAUGCUGA
Molecule: messenger RNA, 1527 nt
Organism: Elaeis guineensis (African oil palm)
Lineage: Eukaryota; Viridiplantae; Streptophyta; Magnoliopsida; Arecales; Arecaceae
Product: polygalacturonase At1g48100
Biological process (GO): carbohydrate metabolic process
Molecular function (GO): polygalacturonase activity
Source: RefSeq, a predicted model, not a curated record